Symbiodinium sp. CCMP2456 is the source of this 1592-nucleotide messenger RNA. NCBI's taxonomy places the organism in Eukaryota, Dinophyceae, Suessiales, Symbiodiniaceae. The record is from the annotation of a GenBank genome assembly.
AUGGAGGCUGUGCCUAGGGAGGUGAAGCCGCUGCUGCUGGAGGAAACCUGGCGCUGGUAUGGGCCGAAUGACCCCGUCACUCUCGAGGACGUAAAGCAGUCCGGGGCCACAGGCAUCGUCACGGCGCUGCACCAGAUCCCCAUCGGAGAGAUCUGGAGCGAAUCCGCCAUCCUCGAGCGCAAGAAGAUGUUGGAGGAUGCCGGCUUCACCUGGUCCGUGGUGGAGUCUGUGCCUGUGCACGAGAGCAUCAAGCUCGGCAAGGCGGACCGCGACAAGUACAUCGAAACCUACAAGCAGACAGUGCGAAACCUGGGCAAGUGUGGCAUCCGCUGCAUCUGCUACAACUUCAUGCCUGUCUUGGACUGGACUCGGACCGACCUCACCCGCCGGUGGCCGGACGGGUCAGAGGCCUUGGCGUACGACGCAGACGAGCUAGCAGCCUUCGAUCUGUACAUUCUGAAGCGCGCCGGCGCCGAGAAGGAGUACGAAGCUUCGGCCCUGGCGCGGGCCAAGGCCGUGUUCGACAAGAUGGACGAUCAAGCGCAGCAGGCGCUUCAGCAGAACAUCAUUGCUGGCCUUCCCGGGCGGAUGGUCGAGGCCUACUCCAUCGAAGAGUUCCGCAGCGCCAUCGCGGAGUACGAGAACGUCAAGCCCGCGCAGAUGCGCGAGAACUUGGCAUACUUCCUUCGCAGCAUCAUCCCUACCUGCGAGGAGGCAGGCGUCUUCAUGGCCAUCCACCCCGACGACCCUCCGAGACCCAUCCUCGGCCUACCGCCGGCCUGCUCGACGCGCGACGACGUCGCAGCGCUACUGAAGGCAGUGGAUUCGAAGUUCAACGGCAUUACCCUGUGCGUUGGCACAUACGCCUCGUCGCCACAGAACAAGGUUGAGGACAUGGCCAAGGAAUUCGCAUCGCGCACGCACUUCGUGCACCUGCGGAAUGUCACGAAGGAGAUGCCGCCCUCUCCGGAGACUGGGCUGGGUCCUGCCGGCUGCACGUUCACGGAGUCCGACCAUCUGGGCGGGGAUGUCGACAUGUAUGCGAUCAUGUUGACGAUGCUCGAGGAGAAGCAGCGUCGUGUUCGAGAAGGCUGGGGCGACUCGGCCAACAUUCCGUUCCGCCCGGACCAUGGCCACAAGAUGCUGGAUGACAUGAAGGACUCGUUCGACAUCGACUAUCAGGCUACGGUGAACUGCGUAGAGGCCUCCAGAAAGGCGGGGCUCGACCAGUUUGUCCUCCUCUCAGCCGUCUGUGUGCAGCGGCCGCUCUUGGCUUUCCAAGAGGCCAAGCUCCAGGCGGAGGCUGAUCUCUGCAAGGAGGGUGAGAAGAUGUCCUACUCCAUCGUGCGACCUACUGCCUUCUUCAAGUCUUUGCUGGGACAGGUCAAAGGUGUCAAAGGGGGCGCCCCGUAUGUCAUGUUCGGCGACGGGACUGAGGUCCGCUGUAAGCCGAUCAGCGAGGAGGAUCUGGCCUCUUUCAUGGCCGACUGCUUCUGGGAUCCGGCCAAGAAGAAUGCGAUUUUGCCCAUCGGUGGCCCGGGUCCCGCCCUGUCUUUCAAAGAGCAGGGCGAGCUGCUCUUUAGCCUCGUGAA